AUGAUCGACAGAGAGAGACAAAGGAACCUUGGGGAGAAAGAACAGACGCAACGAAGAGAACAACACCCUCAUGGUGCAAUCGAAUGGAAUCGCAAAGAUACCCAUACCUUCUCUGCUUGUGGCCAAAACCCAGGAGAGAAGCAGAAACCUCAGCCGAGGGAGCAGGAACGGAGAUGGUGCGACGGAUGGAGUGAGAUUAGGGAUGAAGAAGAUGGGGUGAGGUCGAAAGGCUGGGCUAGCCCGUUUGACAGCCCUACAAAGAAGGCAUGGAGACUUAAAGUUAGGGUACUAAGGACUUUGAUUGUUCCUUCAUUUGGGAAUCAUAAUGUUGCAAAUUCAAUGGAAGUUGUUCUUGUUGAUGCAGAUUCUAACAAAAUCCAGACAACUGUUAAGAAGCAACUGAUAAAUAGGUUUAAAGAGAAUAUUAUUGAGGGUCAAACAUAUCGAAUGGCAUAUUUUAGUAUUGUUGCAAAUCAAGGCAAUUAUAGGGCAGCAGAACAUGAGUUUAAGUUGGUUUUCCUUAACCGUACAAGUGUUGUUCUUGUCCCUGAUGAUGCUAUCCCCAAGACGUGUUUCAGUUUUUAUCCAUUUGAUGAGCUCUUGAAGAUGACUGAGGAUUAUUUUGUUGUUUCUUUUUUGUUGGUUAUUUUCUUUUAUGGAAAUGUGCACUUUUUUUUCUGUAAUUUUAUUCAUGUUUGUUUUCCAAUAGAUGUAAUUGGAUUGCUAACUUCUGUUGGUGAAGAGAAAGAGUAUGUGAAAGAUGACAAAGUGAUGAAGAUGAUUGUUCUUGAGUUAUCUUCAAAAGAGUUGACAAUACACUGUGCUCUGUUUGGGGAAUAUGUGGAUGAAGUGCAUCAUUUCUUAGGUUCUGGUUAUAUGGAGCAACCAGUUGUUGUGAUCCAACUUGCCAAAGUUAAAUUCUUUAGGGGACACGUUGGUCGCCAAAAUGUUAUGCAUGCUACUCGCCUGUUCUUUAAUCCUGAUUUGGCUGAAGUUGUUAAUUUUAAAAAUAGUAAAGUUGAUCAAGGUAUCAAUGGAACACAACCAUUGUUUAUUGCUAAUAAGGGCAAGGGUGUUUCAUUGGAAGAUGAUUUUAUGCGGCUUACUAUGAGAUGCACUAUUGAGGAACUCCAUGAUAACAAUGAGGAAGGGUCUUUUGUGGUUUUUGGUAUUGUGAGAUCUAUUGUGGAUGAAGGACCUUGGUGGUAUUCAGCUUGUGCUUGUGGAAAAUAUCGGAUCAAAGUAGCUGUUGAGGAUGAUAACGGACAUGGUGUAUUUGUCUUGUUCGAUCGUGAGGCUGCUUAUUUAUUGAAAAAAUCAUGUGCUAAUCUGUUUGGGGAGGUUCAAAAGGAUGCAAAUGUAUGGUUGUUUGUGGAGAUAGUUAUCCUGUUGAUGUUCCAACAAUUGCUGGAAAAAAAAUUGCUUCUUAAGAUAGAUGCCAAGAGUGUUGGUGCUGAUAAAUAUUUUGGAACUUUCCGUAUAAGAAGAGUUUGCGAUGAUGCUGCUAUUAUUGCCAUGUUUGAGUUGCCUAACUAUAAUGCUGAUGAUGAGCGUACUCCAGUCAAGGUUGCCUCUUCAAACUCCUGUAUUUGA
Messenger RNA from Arachis ipaensis, 1593 nucleotides. The record is from RefSeq and is a predicted model, not a curated record. NCBI's taxonomy places the organism in Eukaryota, Viridiplantae, Streptophyta, Magnoliopsida, Fabales, Fabaceae.